AAGCAGACACAGAAACUCCACCUCUGCACCAAAAAGAAGCAGAACUAGAAAAAAAAGCGCCAAAAUCAAAAAGAAAAGAAAAGAAUUACACUGAAAUUCUUUUCUUCCAAUCAGAGUUAUCACUUUACCCUACUCUCCACCCAAAGUAUCUCUCGUCUCUCUCGCUUUUUCGUUAAAGAAAAUGGACGACUUCAUAUAUAAGCUCCUCAUCAUCGAGACACUAACGAUUUUGAUUGAUUGGCUGCAAUGGCGAGUUCUAGCGGGACUAAGAUCGCCGGUGGCGGCGAUGGACUGCCGCCGCCGCGUUCUUUAUCUCGGAAAAUGACACGUGCGCAAACUAUGAUGGUGGAUUUUCAAGAUGAAGACGCUUCAGUUCUUGAUAGUGAACUUGUUCCCUCUUCUAUGUCUGAGAUUGUUCCGAUUCUUCGUGUUGCUAAUGAAGUUGAGAAAGAUAAUCGUCGCGUUGCUUAUCUUUGCCGGUUCCAUGCUCUUGAGAAGGCUCAUAAGACGGAUCCAACCUCCACUGGACGUGGAGUUCGUCAAUUUAAGACCUAUCUGUUACAUAAGCUUGAGAGGGAAGAACAUGAAACUCAACGGCAACUUGCAGGGAGUGAUCCCAGGGAAAUUCAGCUUUACUACCAGAAAUUCUAUGUGGACAACAUAAGAGAAGGCCAACAUGCGAAGAAACCGGAGGAGAUGGCUAAGCUCCUUCAAAUUGCAUCAGUAUUAUAUGAGGUCCUGAAAACGGUGGUACCUCGAGAAAAAAUUGAACCCGAGACAGAAAGGUUUGCUCGUGAUGUUGAGAGGUUAAGUGAGCAGCCUGUAUACUACAACAUUCUUCCAUUGUAUGCCUCAGGGAGAAAACCUGCAAUUAUGGAACUUCCCGAGAUCAAGGCAUCACUUCAUGCUCUGUCUAAUGUGGAUAAUCUUCCAAUGCCCAAAGUUAGCCAUACACAGGAUGCCUCUUAUGACUUGCCCAAAGGGAGAGCUAAACCAGUCGUUGACAUUCUUGAUUGGGUUUCUUCUGUUUUUGGCUUUCAGAGAGGAAAUGUGGCUAACCAGAGGGAGCACCUUAUAUUGCUACUAGCCAAUAUUGAUGCAAGGAGGAGGAAACAUGAAAAUUAUUUUGAGAUUGAUAGUGGCACCCUAGAGCAUUUGAUGGAUAAAAUAUUUAAGAACUAUCGUUCAUGGUGUAACUAUGUGCGUUGUAAAUCAAAUCUUAGGUUUCCUGCAGGUGCUGAUAGACAACAAUUACAACUUGUCUACAUUGGACUCUACCUUCUCAUAUGGGGUGAAGCUUCAAACAUACGAUUUAUGCCAGAAUGUAUUUGCUAUAUCUUUCAUAAUAUGGCAAAUGAGGUUUAUGGAAUAUUAUAUAGCAAUGUUCACCCUGUAAGUGGAGACAUAUAUGCGACGGCAGCACCUGAUGAUGAAACCUUUUUGAGGACUGUUAUAACUCCAAUUUACCAAGUUGUAUGGAAGGAAGCUAAGAGAAGCAAAGGAGGCACUAUAAGCCACUCAAGAUGGAGAAAUUACGAUGAUUUGAAUGAAUACUUCUGGUCUGACAAAUGCUUUAGACUGGGUUGGCCGAUGGACCUAAAGGGCGAUUUUUUUGUUCAUUCAGAUGAUACGCUACUUACAAAUGAGAGUUCUAACCAAGGUAUUAAUGGAAAGAGGAAGCCUAAAACAAAUUUUGUUGAAAUCCGCACUUUCUCGCACCUGUACAGAAGUUUUGACCGAAUGUGGAUAUUCUUUAUUGUGGCUUUCCAGGCCAUGUUAAUUGUUGCAUGGCAUGCAUCUGGAUCUAUUGCCAAUCUUUUUGAUGAGAAUGUUUUGAGAAGUGUAUCGAGCAUUUUUAUCACAUGGGCGCUCCUCAAUUUUCUCCAAGCUGCUCUUGACAUAGUUCUUAGUCUUAAUGCCUGGAGGAGUUUAAAAGCCACACAAAUAUUGAGAUACCUUCUGAAGUUUUCGGUAGCAGCUUUGUGGGCUGUAGUUCUCCCAAUUGGUUAUUCCAGUUCUGUGCAGAAUCCUACAGGCCUUGUAAAAUUAUUUAACGAUUGGGUUAAGGAUUGGCGGAGUUCGUCUUUUUACAAUUAUGCUGUUGCAAUUUAUUUGAUUCCUGGUCUCGUAUCUGCUCUACUGUUUGUUCUUCCACCUUUACGGAGAACAAUGGAGCGUUCAAACUGGCGGAUUCUCACUUUUAUUAUGUGGUGGUCUCAGCCAAAACUAUAUGUAGGAAGAGGCAUGCAUGAAGACAUGUUUUCGCUUUUAAAGUAUACUCUGUUUUGGAUCAUGUUGCUAAUAAGCAAGCUAGCAUUUAGCUACUAUGUGGAGAUACUACCUUUGGUUGGACCUACAAAGAUAAUUAUGGGUUUGCAUAUUGAUAAUUAUCAAUGGCACGAGUUCUUUCCAAAUGGUACCCAUAACAUUGGUGUUGUAAUUGCGAUAUGGGCUCCGAUUGUCCUGGUUUACUUUAUGGAUACACAAAUUUGGUAUGCUAUAUUUUCUACACUCUUUGGUGGGAUUCAUGGAGCCUUCAGUCAUCUGGGUGAGAUACGAACACUUGGGAUGUUGCGGUCUAGAUUUGAGGCUGUUCCUGCAGCUUUCAAUCGCCAUCUUGUGCCAUUAUCGGAUGAGGAAUCCAAAAGGAAACACCCGAAUGAGUCGAUUGACAAGAAAAAUAUUGCUAAUUUUUCUCGGGUGUGGAAUGAGUUCAUUGAUUCUAUGAGAGCAGAAGAUCUGAUCAGCAACCAUGAAAGAGACUUGUUACUAGUGCCAAUACCAUAUUCUACAAGUGAUGUCUCUGUUGUCCAGUGGCCUCCUUUCUUACUUGCCAGCAAGAUUCCAAUAGCAUUAGACAUGGCGAAAGAUAUCAGGCAGAAGGAAGAUGCGGAGUUGUAUAAGAAGAUGGAUGAGUACAUGUGUUUUGCAAUAACUGAGGCGUAUGAGACACUGAGGGACAUAAUUUAUGGCCUUCUGGAAGACGAUGCAGAUAAGAACAUUGUUAGACACAUUUGUUAUGAAGUGGACUUGAGCAUACAUCAGAACAAAUUUUUACAUGAAUUCAAGACGAGUGGCUUGCCUAUGCUUAGUGAAAAGUUGGAGAAGUUUCUAAAAGUCUUGCUAGGAGAUUACGAAGACGUGGAUGCAUACAAAUCUCAGAUAAUUAAUGUUCUUCAGGAUAUCAUUGAAAUAAUUGUUCAGGAUGUCAUGAUACAUGGUCACGAUGUCUUGGAAAGAGCUCAUCCUACAAAUGUGGAUGUUCAGAAUAGCAAGAAGGAGCAGAGGUUUGGAAAGAUAAAUAUUGACCUUACAAAAAACAAAUCUUGGAGGGAUAAGGUUGUUAGGCUUCAUUUGCUUUUGACUACAAAGGAAUCUGCCAUAAAUGUACCUUCUAAUUUGGAUGCUCGCCGCCGAAUCACUUUUUUUGCGAAUUCCUUAUUCAUGAACUUACCCCCCGCUCCAAAAGUCCGAGAUAUGCUUUCCUUCAGUGUUUUGACUCCUUACUAUAAUGAGCAAGUUCUUUAUUCUGAUGAGGAUCUUCGCCACGAAAAUGAAGAUGGUGUCUCAACUUUGUUCUAUCUUCAGACCAUCUAUCGUGAUGAAUGGAAAAAUUUUGAGGAACGAACACUCGCUUAUCCUGCAAAAGAAAAGGCAGAGGCAAUUCGUCAUUGGGUAUCCUAUAGGGGGCAGACACUUGCUAGAACAGUGAGGGGGAUGAUGUACUACAGGAAGGCUUUAGAACUUCAAUGGUCACUGGAAGUGACCGGAGACAAUGCAAGUAGGGAAUAUAAUGAGCCGGAUCAGAUUUCUCAUAAGGAUGAUCAUGCACAAGCUUUGGCAGACUUGAAGUUUACUUAUGUUGUUUCUUGUCAAAUUUAUGGGGCUCAAAAGAAAGCGACUGAUAGUAGAGAUCGGAGUUGUUACAGUAAUAUUCUUAAUCUCAUGUUAACGUAUCCAUCAUUGCGCGUUGCUUACAUUGAUGAAAGAGAGGAUACAGUUAAUGGAAAAUCUCAAAAGAUAUAUUACUCUGUUUUGGUCAAAGGAGGUGAUAAGUUGGAUGAGGAAAUAUACCGAAUCAAACUCCCAGGUCCUCCAGCUGUCAUUGGAGAAGGAAAACCUGAAAAUCAAAAUCACGCAAUUAUAUUUACUCGUGGAGAAGCCCUUCAGACGAUAGAUAUGAAUCAGGACAACUACUUUGAAGAAGCUUUCAAAAUGAGAAAUGUGUUGGAAGAAUUUCUAAUACCUCGGCGUGGGCCAAGAAAACCUACAAUUUUGGGUCUAAGAGAGCACAUCUUUACUGGAAGUGUUUCAUCACUUGCUUGGUUCAUGUCCAAUCAAGAGACCAGCUUUGUAACAAUCGGGCAACGUAUUUUGGCUAAUCCUCUGAGGGUCAGAUUCCAUUAUGGUCAUCCUGACAUAUUUGAUAGGCUCUUCCACAUAACAAGGGGUGGCAUAAGCAAAGCUUCAAAAAUAAUAAAUUUAAGUGAGGACAUAUUUGCAGGGUACAACUCAACUAUGCGUGGAGGAUACAUAACACAUCAUGAAUAUAUUCAAGUGGGUAAGGGGCGUGAUGUGGGAAUGAAUCAGAUAUCAGCUUUUGAAGCAAAAGUUGCAAAUGGAAAUGGAGAACAGACGCUUAGCCGUGAUAUUUAUCGGCUUGGACGUCGGUUUGACUUCUACAGGAUGCUGUCAUUCUAUUUUACAACAGUUGGGUUCUACUUUAGUAGCAUGAUGACUGUGCUGACAGUAUAUGCAUUCUUAUAUGGGCGUUUAUACAUGGUAAUGAGUGGGUUAGAAAGGGAGAUUCUUACGAACCCAAUCGUACGUCAGACCAAGGCUCUUGAAGAAGCCCUAGCAACUCAGGCUGUUUUUCAGUUGGGCUUCUUAUUGGUGCUGCCCAUGGUUAUGGAAACUGGCUUAGAGAAAGGAUUCCGUGCUGCUCUUGGUGAUUUCAUCAUUAUGCAGCUGCAGUUGGCUUCUGUAUUCUUCACAUUUCAGCUAGGAACAAAGGCACAUUAUUAUGGGAGAACAAUUUUACAUGGUGGUUCAAAAUAUCGAGCUACGGGUCGUGGUUUUGUUGUUUUCCAUAUGAAGUUUGCUGAGAACUACAGGACUUACUCGCGAAGCCACUUUGUAAAAGGAUUAGAGUUUUUUAUUCUAUUGGUCUUGUAUGAAGUCUUUGGUGAAUCAUAUCGCCGCUCCGAUCUUUAUUGGUUCAUCACAUUGUCCAUGUGGUUUUUGGUUGGAUCCUGGUUAUUUGCACCUUUCGUGUUCAACCCAUCUAGUUUUGACUGGCAAAAGACAGUAGAAGAUUGGGGAGAUUGGAAGAGGUGGAUGGGCAACCGUGGUGGUAUUGGGAUCCCUAAUGAGAAAAGCUGGGAAUCUUGGUGGGAUAAAGAACAAGAUCAUCUCAGACACACUAAUAUAAGAGGACGGGUGCUCGAAAUAAUCCUUGCAUUUCGUUUCUUUAUCUAUCAGUAUGGCAUUGUCUACCACCUUGAUAUAGCCCAGCGCAGCAGAAGUUUACUGGUUUACGGACUUUCUUGGGCAGUUAUGAUAACCGCUCUUCUAGUCUUAAAGAUGGUAUCAAUGGGAAGACGAAAAUUUGGUAUAGAUUUCCAGCUGAUGUUCAGGAUUCUCAAGGCACUUUUAUUCCUUGGUUUUCUGUCAGUCAUGACAGUCUUAUUCGUAGUUUGGGGACUCACAGUAACAGACUUGUUUGCUGCGUUUCUCGCCUUCAUGCCUACUGGGUGGGCCAUUCUUCUGAUCGGACAAGCUUGCAGGCCAUUAUUGAAGAAGAUAAAACUCUGGGAUUCGAUAAAGGAGCUUGGAAGAGCGUAUGAGUACAUGAUGGGAGUAUUGAUAUUCGCCCCGACAGCAAUUUUGUCAUGGUUUCCUUUUGUAUCAGAGUUCCAAACUCGUCUGCUAUUCAAUCAAGCAUUUAGCAGAGGCCUCCAGAUUUCUAUGAUUCUUGCUGGAAAGAAAGAUGGAUCUACCGCUAAAAAAGACUAGACAUCACACUAGAAUUUCAUCUUUAUGUCUUCUUGAUUUAAUUUAUUCUUGGUGUAGUUUUAAUAUAUAAAUUUUUUGCAUAUUUUUACCUAAUUUAAUCUAUUCCCAUUUUUCUUGUGAGGAAA
Mercurialis annua (annual mercury) is the source of this 6140-nucleotide messenger RNA. RefSeq names its product callose synthase 7. The transcript is spliced from 42 exons. The record is from RefSeq and is a predicted model, not a curated record. Gene Ontology annotation, cellular component: 1,3-beta-D-glucan synthase complex; plasma membrane. Lineage: Eukaryota; Viridiplantae; Streptophyta; Magnoliopsida; Malpighiales; Euphorbiaceae. Gene Ontology annotation, molecular function: 1,3-beta-D-glucan synthase activity. Gene Ontology annotation, biological process: (1->3)-beta-D-glucan biosynthetic process. Bases 247 to 6015 code for a protein of 1922 amino acids.